This is a messenger RNA of Rhizophagus irregularis DAOM 181602=DAOM 197198, 645 nucleotides long. RefSeq lists its product as uncharacterized. Lineage: Eukaryota; Fungi; Glomeromycota; Glomeromycetes; Glomerales; Glomeraceae. The record is from RefSeq and is a predicted model, not a curated record.
AUGUCUGAAUUCACUUAUGAAGAACUCGCUCCUCAUUACCAACUGGACAGGAAUAGUCUUGAAAUAACGCGUGUUGACUGUGUCCCUGUUACUUUAGAAGAUUUCAAAGAAAUUACAAAAAAACUUCCUCCUUCUCAUAAUUUGGAAUUAGCUGCCAACAAAAUUACUGUAAAAAUGCCCGUUAGCGCUCUAACUGGUCAAAGAGAAGCUUAUCUUAUAGGACGAAUCACCAUAUGGUGUGAAAACAAUCCUUUACUUGUUGGAUUAGUCGGAAGUAGUAACGUAUAUUACAAUUUACCUCUUCCAAAUCCCACUGUUCGUAGUCCGGAUGCUUCCGUGGUUCUUGCCGCGAGGUGGGGCGCACUAACCCGUAACGAACAAGAGGAGGCGUUUCCGUCAGUCACUCCAAAUUUCAUUGCAGAAGUACGAUCAGUGAAUGAUUCUUGGCAAUUUUGUCACGAUAAAAUGUUAGUUUACAUGGAUGCUGGAGUAGACGAAGGAAUUUUGAUUGAUCCAAUCGAUCGUACUUUGACGUGCUAUCGAAUUAGUAGAAAUAAUAUAGUCUGGGGGACUCGAAAUAAUCCACGUUCUUUUACGUCAAGAAUUCUUAAUGGAUUCGUUUUAAACUUGAAUAAUAUUAUAUAA